AUGGUGCGCAAACUGAAGCAUCAUGAGCAGAAGCUCUUGAAGAAGGUCGACUUCAACACCUACAAGAGCGACAAUGAUCACCGAGAAGCAGCGGUAAUGCGACGCUAUGCCAUCCAAGGCCGAGAUGACUACCGAAAGUACAACCAGCUCGCUGGUUCAUUGCGACAGCUCGCCCAUAAGAUUGCCGCCCUCGACCCUUCAGAUCCCUUCCGACGGAAACACGAAGACCUUAUGCUAGAAAAGCUAUGGGACAUGGGCAUCCUUGGUACCGGUGGUGGAGGCAGGGGAAAGCUGAGUGACAUCGAGCACAAGGUCACCGUCUCUGCUUUUGCACGGAGGAGGCUGCCUGUUGUCAUGACGCGCCUGCGCAUGGCUGAUCACAUUCAAGCCGCUACUACGCUCAUUGAGCAAGGUCACGUCCGCGUGGGAACAGAUGUCAUUACGGAUCCCGCCUACCUCGUCACCAGGAACAUGGAGGACUUUGUGACCUGGGUAGACUCUUCCAAGAUUAAGCGAAACAUUAUGAAAUACCGCGACAAGCUGGACGACUUUGAGCUCGAGGCUUUGUAA
Messenger RNA from Bipolaris zeicola 26-R-13, 570 nucleotides. RefSeq lists its product as uncharacterized. NCBI's taxonomy places the organism in Eukaryota, Fungi, Ascomycota, Dothideomycetes, Pleosporales, Pleosporaceae. Gene Ontology annotation, molecular function: snoRNA binding; rRNA binding; structural constituent of ribosome. Bases 1 to 570 code for a protein of 189 amino acids. Gene Ontology annotation, cellular component: Mpp10 complex; small ribosomal subunit; small-subunit processome. Gene Ontology annotation, biological process: rRNA processing. The transcript has 3 exons. The record is from RefSeq and is a predicted model, not a curated record.